Messenger RNA from Schistosoma haematobium, 1151 nucleotides. RefSeq lists its product as uncharacterized. The record is from RefSeq and is a predicted model, not a curated record. NCBI's taxonomy places the organism in Eukaryota, Metazoa, Platyhelminthes, Trematoda, Strigeidida, Schistosomatidae. The transcript is spliced from 6 exons. The coding region runs from base 130 to 1005 and encodes 291 amino acids.
AAACAUAUCAAGGGUGUCUGCAGUCCCCUUCAAGGUCAGCAUAUUAGUAUAGAACAUCGUUUUCCUUGUAUGCUUUAACUUACCACAAUGUUCAGUUUUUGACGGAGCAUCUAAUGACACAAUAUUUCUAUGUCAAUGCAGGUGACGAAAAUUGUUUCAAAACAUCGACCAAGGUAUAGACAAGCACGCAUUGUCUUUCCAUUGCUUCUUCCAGUGUUAUUUGGUAUCGCAUCACUACAUCCAAUUGCUACUGUGCUUACUCUUCUUUUAUGUUUGGUCGUAUGUUUCAAUGUCGUUAUUGUAGUCGCUCCACCCACAUGUCCCUUAGAAGAUACAUUCCUUUUCUACAGAUCGUCUGAUAGGUAUGACGGGUUUCUAAGUGAUACUAAUGUGAUUUACAAAUGUUCAGUUACUACUCUUUUGUUAUGGUAUUUCACAAUGCUUAUACCUGUAAAUUUGGAGAAUAAGCUACUCUAUAGAGAAAUAAUAAUGUACAAUAUUCUCGUUGUGGUUUGCUUACACCUUGUGCAAAUUAUACGAAAUAUACAUACACGCAGUCUUCACCAUACAAUCCUGUCAAAUUCCCAAUAUCUUGGAAAUAAACCAGAGAAAAAUGGAAGUAAGCUCACUGUAUUUGGGUUAUGGAAACACACUGUAUGUAUAUUUCGUGAUACUAAUAAACAAAAUUUCGAAGGAGAUUGGUAUUUUUCGUGUAUGAAUAUAUUUGUCAGCAAGUCUAAUCGUGCUUGGUCCAUCGUUUUACUGACUGUUUGUGUUACGCUCACUUUCUACUCUACUAAUUUAGCCCUCACAUCUGUGUGCACACCAAAAAUAUACUUCGAUUGGUUUUUACUUCCACAUGAUUGCACCUUCAUUUAUGAUGUUUAUAGCAGAGCCUGGGUAUUUGUAACAGGAUUAUUUUGGUUAAUGACAUCUGUUAUACCUAUAAGUUUUCUUUUCCAUGAACUUGCUGUCUAUAUACGGCGCCGUUCAAAAAACUGGUAGAAUUUCUUAACCGUUUAGUUAAUUAACAUCUUAUACUUUGAAUUAUUACCCAAAGUUUUGUAACUGAAGUUCUGUGAUAUCAAUUUUUUUCCAUAGUGAUUACCACAAAUUUCACAUAGUGGCCUAAAUAUAUAAUGAAUACGAUA